GUUACAUCUUUCUUGCAAGCUCAUCUUUCUAGCAAUUUCUUUGACUUAACAUGGUUAAGAGUAUACCCUUGGGGCCUUGGGGAGGAAAUGGUGGCAAUUCUUGGGAUGAUGGAGUACACAGUGGAAUUAGAGAUAUCACCCUUGUAUACAGUAGUUGCAUCGAUUCAAUCCGCGUCACAUAUGAUAGCAAUGGUAAACCCUUUGCAGCUAAAAAACAUGGUGGCAUGGGCGGAACCAAAAGUGCCCAGAUUAAGCUGAAAUAUCCAGAGGAGUUCUUGAUAAGUGUUAGCGGGCACUGUAGCCCUGUAGUUUAUGGAUGCGGCCCUGUGGUUCGAGCACUCACUUUCAAGAGCAACAAAAGGACGUUUGGGCCAUUUGGGGUUGAAGAAGGAACACCCUUCAGUUUCUUGACAAAUGAAAGUCACAUUGUAGGUUUUUAUGGAAAGAGCGGGUGGUUUCUGGACUCGCUCGGGCUGUGAUAGUCUUGCCCUAAACCAAUUCUGUUUCAUAGAAUCCAGUGAACAGCAGAAAACAAAGAGAUCAAAAUAUUAUCAAGACCUAUGUUUUGUUGAGUCAACACAAUGUUUACAUUCACCUGUUUUCAUUUUCUGCUUAAGUUCUUUUCUUUCAGUAUGAUGUUGUAACAAUCCUUAUAGCAAAUACACUAAAUAAAAGAAUCUAUCGAUGUUU
Molecule: messenger RNA, 690 nt
Organism: Erigeron canadensis
Lineage: Eukaryota; Viridiplantae; Streptophyta; Magnoliopsida; Asterales; Asteraceae
Product: jacalin-related lectin 19-like
Exons: 3
Coding region: 51-479 (142 amino acids)
Molecular function (GO): carbohydrate binding
Source: RefSeq, a predicted model, not a curated record